Molecule: messenger RNA, 3644 nt
Organism: Schistosoma turkestanicum
Lineage: Eukaryota; Metazoa; Platyhelminthes; Trematoda; Strigeidida; Schistosomatidae
Source: the annotation of a GenBank genome assembly
CCGGGUCAGGCCCCAUGAAGGCCGCAUUGAGAAUAAACAUUUUUUUGUUUGACAUAACCGUGUAAGUAAAUGGUACAUUUUAUCAGGCGAAGUUGGAAUUGUUGUUGUCCAGCCAUGAUCUUUGUAUGGCUUUAUUGAACCAAAUUACUUGAAGGAUAUUUGAUAAUCGUACCGUACACAUGUUGCAUUCUCCACUUUCAAAUCCCUUUUCAAGUACUUGUUCUUCGACUACUACUUCGAAAUCUAAUGAAUGUUUCAAACCAGACCUCACAGUUUUGGAGUCUGCGAUACCAUUCUUCACAAAGCCAUUACUAUCAAUCGCAAGCUUCGCUAACACAAAUCAUAUUCCUGGGUCUACAUCUACCCCGUUUUUUUUCCAACCGGCAUCACAAGUGCAAGCUCAUCAGCACACUUCUAACUUCGGGAACAUAAACAGCUCUAACUUAUCAGGAUCGUCAUCAUUAUCAUCAUCUUUAAUUUCUUUACAUUCUACCUCCAAUGGUUUAACUAAUCAACAAUUUCCGACAUCUCCUGUAUCUAUACACUCAAACCAUGUUUCAUCUGGAUCUAGAGACUCACGUUGGCUUAAGCUACGUGUAUGUACAUCAGUUUCAGAAAUAUCUACCUCACCUUUGCAAAAUAAUGCUAUCAAAUCUGAGAAAGAGUUCAUAAACAGUGAGAAUAAAUGUUCUUUAAAGUUAGAAGACACUAGUACUAAAAUUAAGUGCUCAUCUACUACAAAUUGCGAAAAUGAAAAUGAACCAAGUUUUCAUUGCAGUAUUUUGGGAAGUACAUGUCCUUACGCUCAUCCACCUGUAACGGUUCGAGUAGAAAACGGCUAUGUAACAGUUUGUUACGACUUUAUUAAAAGAAAACUCUGCAAAUUUUCUUACUGUAAAUAUUACCAUCCGCCCCCACACCAGAUCGAAGCUAUUAUUAGACGUGGCGAUGAACAGAAGAAACUAUUGGAAAGCCAACAACGUUUGUCCGAUUUAAAAACUUCCAGUCUCGUUCCAAUGCAACCGCUGCAACAAACGCUACCGACUGGUUUACCGACUCUCAGUUCAGCAGCUAGUUGCCCUUCAAGUUUUAGAUGGCCACCUACCACAUUACUUCAGCCGUCUGUCGGGGGGUCAGUUUAUGGGACAUAUUUAACACCUCUAAAUUCUGUUCCUGAUCCAGCAUCCCUUAGUGCAUCGGCUUUAUUAGCAGCGGCAGCUGUCAUACAACAGGCAAAUCAAGGUGCUGGUGUGUUACCAACAUCGUCUACACUAUCUUCAAGUUCAAUAUUUCCUCAUGAUUCAGUUAUUUCUAAAUCAACAAUCAAUAAUGAUACAUCUGCUGUUGUUUCCGAGCCAAGCUCUCUAAGCUUUAAUAAUUGCAAUAUCGUAACAUGUUUGGCAAAUCCUCUUUCAAAUUGUCAAAUACAGCAAUAUCAAUCUCUUCAGCAGCAGCAAGCCGGUGCUGCUAAUCUCCCACCAACUACCUGGUCUGUAGCUGCAUCUACUCCUACUACAUCUGCUGCUAAUUACGUUUCUUCAAUUGUAACAAGUUAUUCUGAAGUUGCCAGUAAUACUGCUGCUUGUCCCCUCACCUCACUUAUUCGUGCCGGUAUGAAACGUGAGGCUGAUAUUACGCUUGGAAAUUUUGAAAAUGACUUGGAAAUGCAUAAUUGGCUACCUACAAAACGAGCAAAUAUGUCUACCUCAUCUUCAUUAGACAGAACAAGUCAGAAUAGAGAAUCCACUGUCGUUUGUAACGGUGACGAAAAAUUGGAAAGUUCUUUUCGGAAUAGUGAAACGAAAUGUCAAAUACCUGAUUCUGGAACUUCAUUCCCUACCGUUUUCACUUGUGGAUCUCUCAAUCCUGGGUUUACUCCACUGAGUUCUUGUGCAAAUAUAGGAACAUCUCAUGUUAGUCCUGAGGUGACAAAUAUGAUAAAUCCAUUAAACAUAAGUAUUUAUGGUCUUCCGUUUUCACAACCUGGUGCUUCGCUCUACGCUCCACAAUUCAUAUAUCCACCACUACAUUCUAUGAAUAAUGGUUGUGAUGCACCCACUUCAAUGGCUUCAGCAGCUGCAGCAUUAGCGCUUAAUAACUUUUUGAUACAACAGCAACAACAACUUCAGUCUCAUCAGUUGUUACGGAUUCAGUUACCUACAGUAACCAGUCAACAGUUAUCGGGACCUGGCUUGUAUUCGUCAUAUAUACCACCCCCCACCUUAGCCACCGCUACAGCUUUAGCAGCAGCUCAUCAACCUCUAACUCAUGAUCAUACAAACGUUUCAAAUACUAAUUUUCAACAGCAGCAACAAGCUCUUUUGUUGACACUCAUUCUUCGAAGUCAACAAGCUCAGCUGGCUGCUGCGCAAGUUGCAGCAGCGGGCUAUCUGUCACAAAAUGACACCUCACGAUUGCCUCCGAUUCCUACUCUUCAAAACCAUGGAUGCGUUUUGGAUUCAUCAUGUCCGGUUCCAGGUCCAUUAGGAACUCUUUCGUCUGGACCAUAUGGAACCAGUUUCUGUUCACAGAAUCCAAUGACUAAUGUAGCUUACGUUAACGAAAAAGGCCAUCUAUUGGAAACAUUGCCAAUAUGUCGUGACUUUAAAGCUGGCAAAUGUCGUCGUAACUCAGAGUGUCGUUAUGUCCAUCUCGUUGACGAAAAUGUGGAAGUUAAUCAAGGACGUGUUACUGUAUGUCGUGAUGCUGCUAAAGGUCGCUGUACACGUGUACCAUGCAAGUAUUAUCAUAUUCCUCUGUUCGCUAUUUCGGCCAAUCGAAGUAUGGCAUUGAAUUCUGCUCUGGCCAGUGUCACAGGAUUUCCUACUAUCUCCACACUUUAGACCUAAACUAAUAAUAUUUGGAAAAUGUUCAUCUCUACCAAAUCUCAAAAGACAUUUAGGUGUUUUUUAUCUUUAUAUAUAUUUAUAAAUCUUCGUUCAUCCAUAACUGUCCAUCGUAUGGAUUUUGAUUUCUACCUUGCCUGAGAAAUAGAUAUCUAUUAAAUCCAUUUUUUGAAGUUAUCUUUGUCUCAUUUUGACCAGUAUUUUUACUGAUGUUUAUUCAAAUAAUCAAAUUUCUUCCUCUACGGAUACAUAAAAUCCAACACGAGAAUGUCUUUAAACUCAAUUGUUUGCUUUCAAUCAUGUUUUCUCUUAUGUUUUGUCAAUGCUAUUUUCUUUUGAUUUGCCUCGUCUCAAAAAAUGUAUUAAAUAUUUUGAUAAUCUUUUCAUUAACUUCAGUCAAUUAUUAUUUAAUCAGUUAUUCAGUUGCACAAUAAAUUUACUGUUCACUUUGUAUAAAAGAUGAAAGAGGAAUAAUAGGAGAUAUUAUACACUACCUUUUUUUUUUACUUUUACAUGUUCGAUGACAUAUUUUUCAUAAAAAAUAAUGAUACUACUAGUAGGAGAACAGACUAAUGAUUAUUGUUUAGUCAAUUUUAGGAUAGUUUCCGUUUAAUAAGUUGACAGUGAAAUACGAGUUUGAUUCUUCUCUUUUUGGUUGUAUGUUUAAAAAAAUCAACCAAUAUCCAUUUCAUGAUAUUGUUCAUUUAAAUUUUUUAUUAUUGGAAGACUUAUUAUUAAUCACUUCCAUCAAUAUAUGCAUACAAAUACACAACUUAGAUUCUAAAUUUCUUGAUAUGC